AUGAAGCUCUCACGCCUCCUGCAAUUGCCAGUCCUGCUGGCGGCCUCGACGCUCGCCCCGGCCGUCCUCGCCGAGCACACCAGCAACUGGGCUGUCCUAGUCUGCACCUCGCGCUUCUGGUUCAACUACCGCCACCUCGCAAACGUCCUCUCCAUCUACCGCACCGUCAAGCGCCUCGGCAUCCCCGACUCGCAGAUCAUCCUCAUGCUGCCCGACGACAUGGCCUGCAACCCGCGCAACGCCUUCCCGGGCACCGUCUACAGCAACUCAGACCGGGCCGUCGACCUGUACGGCGACAACAUCGAGGUCGACUAUCGCGGCUACGAGGUCACCGUCGAGAACUUCAUCCGCCUGCUGACCGACCGCGUCGGCGACGAGAUGCCGCGCAGCAAGCGCCUGCUGACGGACGACCGGAGCAACAUCCUGGUGUACAUGACGGGCCACGGCGGAAACGAGUUUUUGAAGUUCCAGGACGCCGAGGAGAUUGGCGCCUUCGACUUGGCCGAUGCGUUUGAGCAGAUGUGGGAGAAGAAGAGAUACCACGAGAUCCUCUUCAUGAUCGACACAUGCCAGGCCAACACAAUGUACAGCAAGCUCUACUCCCCCAACAUCAUCGCGACCGGCUCCUCCGAGCUCGACCAGUCCUCCUACUCCCACCACGCCGACAACGACGUCGGCGUCGCCGUCAUCGACCGCUACACCUACUACAACCUCGAGUUCCUCGAGUCGCAGGUCCAGGACCUCAGCUCCAAGAAGACGGUAGGCGAGCUCUUCGACAGCUACACCUACGAGAAGAUCCACUCCAAUGCCGGCGUGCGCUACGACCUCUUUCCCGGCGGCGCCGACGCCGCCCGCAGCCGCCGCAUCACCGACUUCUUCGGCAACGUGCAGAACGUCGAGGUCGACGGCGCGAAGAACAUGGUGCUGGACGAGGAGCUGCUGGAGCUCAGCCAGAAGAUCGCCGCGCUGAAGAAGAGGGCCGAGGAGGCGGACGCCGCGGCGAGGAACGCGACGCUGGCGGAGAAGGCUGCGCGCGGCGAGGAGCAGAAGGCGAAGGCGCAAGCGAAGAGGGUGCAGAUGGCGAAGCCGCUGACGAACGACAACUGGUGGGAGAAGAAGCUGGUCGGUGCUACGGCGUUGCUUGGAUGCGCGAUGCUGUGGGCUCUCGGGUCGUUCUUGGAGGCGCCCAAGACGUCGGAGGAUGACGCUAAGAAGACAAGCGGCCAGAACGGCCAUGCAGCGGUCAAGGCAUAA
Messenger RNA from Colletotrichum aenigma, 1254 nucleotides. It is a transcript of the gene GPI8, whose product is annotated as GPI-anchor transamidase. The coding region runs from base 1 to 1254 and encodes 417 amino acids. The record is from RefSeq and is a predicted model, not a curated record. Gene Ontology annotation, cellular component: GPI-anchor transamidase complex. The transcript has 2 exons. Lineage: Eukaryota; Fungi; Ascomycota; Sordariomycetes; Glomerellales; Glomerellaceae. Gene Ontology annotation, biological process: attachment of GPI anchor to protein; proteolysis; protein localization to cell surface. Gene Ontology annotation, molecular function: GPI-anchor transamidase activity.